Molecule: messenger RNA, 2067 nt
Organism: Paraglomus brasilianum
Lineage: Eukaryota; Fungi; Glomeromycota; Glomeromycetes; Paraglomerales; Paraglomeraceae
Source: the annotation of a GenBank genome assembly
AUGCAUUCUUUAGCAAAGGAUACUCAAAACGACAAAACCACUGCGGCUGUGCUGCACCAGCAAAAACAGGCUUUUGUGGAAGCUUUCAAAAUACCAUACCAGGAUCCAUUGAAAAUAGUCGAACGAUUUCGGGACUACAUCAAUAAGAAACACGCGUAUUGGUUUGCUAAUAAGAAAAAUCACUUACCUUAUGGAACGCUCUUUCAGAGUUCUGGCUAUGGAAAAACUCGCCUUAUUGAGCAGAUUGCAAUGAAAAUUCCCACUUUAUAUGUGUGUUUACGCCCCAGGCGAAGUACAGGAUAUCCGCCUGCUACGCCUUAUGCACCAGAGAUCUUUGAUAGUCUAGGACAGAUCUCAGGUGGAGAGGAAUGGCGGUUUAUGUUCAUUCUUUGGCACGCUAUCAAAAAACUGCAUGGAUAUUCCCUCAACGAAUCAGCUGAGAACCUCUGGAAAUGGCAACUGGAUUACGAAUGGUGCAAUAAAUUCUGGAAAGAGGUAUCGGAAGCCAGUAAAGACUGGAAGAAAGUUGACCGGAAGGAUGCGAACCUCGAUGUGGAUAAAUUCCUGUUCACAGAUAAUUCUGACAAUCAAAUCAAAAUUCUCUUAUGUAUUGAUGAAGCACGAUCCCUCAUUGAUUCUGUGCAAGAUGAUGGUUGUACUCAAUUUCGAUUGCUUAGAAGAGCUAUGAGACAUAUCGGGUGGAAUGGAUUCUUCGUCCUCUUUUUGGACACUUUUAGCAAAAUUUCUAACUUUACACCACCCUCAUCAGCAGACCCAUCUGCAAGAAAGGACGACCUAGGAUUUGAAUUAUUUCAUCCUUUUAUUAGACUUACGACGAUGGAUAUAUUUGAAGGCAAAACAGAAGAUCCAGCAGGAACGUCUGAAGAAGGUCAAAUUGUCCAAUUGGCAAGGCUGGGGAGACCGUUAAUUUACAGCUAUUUUGAUGUCAAACGGACAAGUUCUUCAACUGAAGUAGCCCUUAGAGGACUGGUAUCACUAUUGCAGAUUAAACUCUUUGGUGGAGUAAAUGCUUUCAAAGACAGCAAAAAAAAGAUGUCCAGUAUUGCCAUUUUGUCAGUACUUGUUUGUUUGGAUAUUUCACCGCAGUCAAAAAUUGCUUCUGAUCUUGUGGCAUUGCAUAUGGCAACGUGUGUUGCAGUAUCACGUGACAGGGAGCGCUUGUUAGUUCGUUAUCCCUCGGAACCUUUAUUAGCAGAAGCAGCAUUAUCUGCUAUUACUAAUAAUGAUACGUUGGUUUGUGUUCUGCAGAAGUUUAAUGAGAUGCUGAAAAAAGGGUUCGUGGAUGCAGGCCCUCGUGGAGAAGUGGUGGCACGAAUUAUCCUAAUUCUUGCAAUGAGGUCUAUACAGGAAAAGAAAGAAUGGAAAUCAACCGUCAUCACAGUCAAACGGCUAAUGGAAUUAUUGGAUCCUGCUGCAGUUGAUGACCUACAACAUUUUGUAGAUGCAACUGUGGCUUUUACACACUUCAUUCCCAUAACAUAUGCCCCUAAAACAUGUUCUUUGAAAGAAUAUUAUCAACGACGAUGUGCUGUAAUUCUUAAGCGCAACAACCCCGGUGCAGACAUUAUGAUCCCUGUAAAACUAUCUGAAGACCGAUACUCCUAUAUCCUCAUUCAAGUGAAGAACUAUGCAUCAAGUGACCGGAAUGCAGACAAGAGCUAUCCAGAGUCUGGUUCAUCCAAAUUAACUUCACGGUUCGUUUUUCGAAAAUCAGAUCUCAAAGAUCAUGGAGAGCAAUACAUCACUUUAUAUUGGCAACUCGGAUUCCAGGGACAACUCAGAGAGGUUCCACCAAUCCGCAAGUCCAAACGCCAAAAACUUGAAGAAGAACAACAACACCCUUUUGCACACUUUGGAUUGAAUUUCUUCAAAUUUCUUGAUCCCACUGUCAAAGAAGAGUUAGCAGACCUUUUGGGCGCCUUUAUUUCACCAUUUGAUGAAGCGUGGAGGUUCGAAAAUGAGGAGACAGGCGAUUAUUGGUCUGAGGAACAAAUUGUGGCCCAAGAUCCCCUUGUUUACGAGUCUAGUAUUUCAUCACUAACGUGA